This is a messenger RNA of Cladophialophora immunda, 4016 nucleotides long. RefSeq lists its product as uncharacterized. The record is from RefSeq and is a predicted model, not a curated record. Lineage: Eukaryota; Fungi; Ascomycota; Eurotiomycetes; Chaetothyriales; Herpotrichiellaceae. The coding region runs from base 128 to 3889 and encodes 1253 amino acids. The transcript is spliced from 2 exons.
GAUUGAAUGCAGGUUGACGACAUUCUUUCUUGGUCUGUUGCUGCCAUCGUAUACCGCCGCGAGACACAGACACGCUCCUCUGUAAUCGGCAUCUGACUACUGUCAGAACGCAAGAUGUCCGAUCAUCAUGGACCGUUUCCCGCAAGACUACGUCCUUCAUAACCUGCCUUUACUGCUUCUGUCAGGCCUGGAGACGAGAAGCCCGAGCGAGCCAGACCCCUCAGUAAAGACCCACGACUUCUUGCACGAAGGCGGAUUUAGAAUCAAGGUCGAUGCGCCCAUCGUCAGCGGGCCUCUCGCGGAGCAGUUGCUCCAAUCUUUCUGCGAACAAGAUGCCUCUGAUACUCCAUGGCACUCUCAAUAUUUCACUGCGAGGAAUGGCAAGGUUUUCAAGAUAGUCAAGGUCGGACGGGUUUACACUCUUCCUCCUCGCAAAGCACCACCCCCUCCCCAUUCUCCCCGUUUAUCGGCUGUCGGUGCAAAUGGAAGUCCCCCGCCAGCACUUGUGCUACAUUCUCCGCUGUCGCCCUUGACUCCCAGCUCUCCGUUGUAUCCUGACGGCAUCAUUUCUCCCCUGUGGAUCACAAAGCACCAGUCACGACUGCCUUGCGCCUUCUUGAUGGUCUUUACUCUCGGCUCCGAUCCCAACACAAGCUCACUUCAGGACAAUAAAUUGAAAUCCGAGAUCAACAACGUGCGCAGUGUCCUUACGUCGGCAAAUUACAAGACCAGACUUGUGGUGAUAUUACUUGGAGAUGGCCUAAUUAGCCCUUCGGAUCUCGAAGAGCGCUUCAGCACCAUUCGACGUGCAACCGGCUUAGACGGCAAAAGCAUCUAUUUCCUCGCCCAUAACUCUUCGCCCACAGAGAUUAAUGCAUCUGUCAACUCUGUUCUUUCAUCUCUUCAUCCUGCUUGUGUAGAAUAUUACCGAGAUCUUUCGAAACAUGCACGGCGCAAGCGUAAUCGAAGCGCAGCCCCCCAACCUACUGUACAGCCGGGAAGCUCGCACAUACUGUCGUUACAAGGUUGGAAUGUUCGAUAUGAAUUCAAGCUCGGCGCCUUCGCUGAGUUCCGGCAAGAGAUGGAUGCAGCGUGUCGGAACUAUGAAACUGCUUACGAUAAUCUGUUUGCUGCUGAAAUCAUAGAUGCUAUUGCUGUUUGGAGCCCGCGUUUCAACGAAGCAAGACUGUUGGCAGAUGUCAUUGCUUUUCGCACAAUCAGGUGUCUCUUGUGGACUGAUCAAGUUACGACAGCGGUGAGAUCAUGGGUGGCCCACCGAGACCGAACCAGAGAUCUGGUGGACCGAAGAGGUAAGGGAACAGAUAACUACGGUUGGGAAGCGUGGCAGACUGCUUGGGCAAAAAUCAUGGCUGAUCUGAUAUCUCGGUCGGAAUAUCCCGCGUUGAAUAUAAAGCUCCCCAGCACCCCUGGCCUGCUUCCUAUCUUCGUUGAUGUGGACAAGUCACUUUCUGUCGGCGAGCGUUUUGUCCCCUGGGAACAGCUUCACCAUGAGGGAUAUUGGUUGGACAUUGCAAAGAAAUGCAUUCAUGCGCGCCGAGAUUGGGCCCUGCAAAUCCCAGAGGAAGAUAGGCUGUCACCAGGUCGUUCACCGGCUUCCAUGGUUGCUAGCAAGGCUCAUCUUUACGAUACGUAUCUUGCGCUGGAGCCGUACCGUGAAGUUCCUACAGACGGAAGCCGAGGGUAUGAUUAUGUGGGAGAGAUCGUCUCAACGUUGGAUGCGGCCAUCGGUUCUUUCGCAAAACGAGGCCAACUGCACAAAAUUGAGGCUCUCGAGCUCCAGAAGGCUUUCCAGCAAAUCCAGGCAGAGUUGUGGGCAGAAGCAGUCACCACAUUACGACAGCUGUGGUAUAGCCAACACUGGAGACACGCUGGAUGGUGGAAGUUGCUUCAGGGUCUUGGUUGGGCACUCCUUGAUUGCCUUGCUCAUGUCGAUAACGGCGAGUUGCUAAUCCAGUUGAUCUGGGAGCUCUCGAACGAAGUAUUCGACCGGAAGCCGAACACUAACUAUGAUCUCCGCCGAGGGAUCGCAUCGUCCAGCGCCACGGAAAUGCUGCUGUCUGUCGCGGUGGGCAUUGAUGAGGCUCUUUCUCCGUUGAUUGCAACAUUUACUUUCUCAACGCACGACGUUUUUGUCGGAGAGCCUGUGGAGUGUCAACUCUGCAUACUGUCUCGAGCGCAGGUUGGUCUACCAGCCAUCCGCCUAUCGGAGAUCAAGGUUGUCUUCGAAGGCAGCCUGAAACCCGUUUAUCUGGUUGCAAAGGAAGGCGAGGAUAGCAAGGCUAAUUCCUCGGCUGCCGAAUUCAUUGACAUUCGUUUGGAUGAGUCUUCGAACAUGUCCUUAUCAUCUACAAAAAGAUCUUCUGCUGGCGUUGUUGCAUCACAGACGAGCAGUGCUGAUCUGACGAUUCCACCAAGCAGCACCAAGAUAUUCCGGCUAUAUGUCAUACCUAGGGAAGCCGGGGAAAUUUCCGUUGCUUCCAUUACACUGAUUAUCAACGAUGAGAAUCUAACCUUUGCUGCAACCUCGACCGACUUUUCCCAUUCGAUAGGUCACUGGUGGGAAUCGAAAGCGGGCAAACCCACGCUUCGAUCACUUGGACAAGAGUCCAAUGCAUUCAACAAGAUCCACGUGCAGCCUAAACCACCGAAACUAAAAAUUGAGGCCCCCGGAUUACGACGAUCAUACUACACAAACGAAUCAAUGACAAUAGACUUUGAGAUCUUGAACGAAGAAGCGGAAGAUGCAACUGUGUCGCUCGAUGCUCGUAUGAUCAGCCCAGUUGAGGGCGCGGCGCAGAUGAUGUGGGUUGGGGAGGGACUGGAAAUCGCUCGAGCGGCUGCAUCUGGAGCUGGAGUUCUAACACUGGAAAAGCGUGAACUUGGCUCAAUUUCAUCGUCAGGAAAGGCUGUCGUGUCACUUCGCAUAACGAAUACAGCCGCCGCCCUCGAUCACGAAGUAGAACUUCUCGCGACUUACCGGCUCGACUCAGAACCGGAAACGAUUCUCACCAAGACCCUGACUGUCGAUGUCGGAGUCAUCCGCCCUUUUGAAGCAAACUACGACUUCAGCCCCCAGCUGGACAAAGAACCUUGGCCGAAUUUCUUCGAAGCGCCUCCACAACGCUCCGAUUCUUUGGCCCCUAUGGGUCUGAGGCAUCUAUACUCUGUUGCAGCAAGUCUCUACUCCUUCGCCACGGACCCGCUAGUAAUUGAAGCCAUAUUGCUCACAGCGACGAAAAUUGUAGGGGGUGCCGUCUGUUCAGCGACUACUGGCAUUGUGAGGAAAGCGGCAGAGACAGACGCUGCAGUCAAAGAUCCCGAUGCAACUAUUUCGACAGUGAUAGCACCAGACCACACGGAGAGGUUCGAUUUUGAUCUCACACUGCAGAAACUGAUACUUGGCGACCGGCAUACGGUGGCGGUCGAACUUGCACUAGAAAUCGGCUGGCGCCGACAGGAUUCACACGAAGUCAACACAACCCUUCUUGAAGUGCCUCGACUAGUGGCGCCGAUGGCUGAGCCAAGAGUGAUGCUCACUGUUUCCUCGACUAGUCUCGGACCAUUGAACAUUGAGGCGCACAGGCUCUCUUUCACGAUCGAGAAUCCGAGCAUGCAUUAUCUUACAUUUAACGUGUCCAUGGAGGCGAGCGAGGAUUUUGCGUUCAGUGGGCCGAAAGCGUGCGCGAUCAGCUUGGUCCCCAUCAGCAGGCAGACGUUGAAUUAUCGGAUCCUGCCAAAUAAGAAGGAUGAAUGGAUCGCCGUGCAUAUGAACGUGGUUGAUGCAUAUUUUGGACAGACGUUGAGGGUUCUGCCGGGAGGCCAUGGAGUCAAGGUGGACAAGAAGGGAAACGUGCUCGUCAAGGUCUAAUCAACCUAUUAGUUUAGCAGCCAAUGUGACCAUAUCCCAGGUACCUAGAAUAGAGCUCUAGACAGCUCUCCUUCGUCGAUCGACUCCAGAGUAUAUCACAGCGAAUUGUGCUGAGGUUGAAAGGUCC